Messenger RNA from Pocillopora verrucosa, 3465 nucleotides. Its product is annotated as von Willebrand factor A domain-containing protein 5A. Lineage: Eukaryota; Metazoa; Cnidaria; Anthozoa; Scleractinia; Pocilloporidae. The record is from RefSeq and is a predicted model, not a curated record.
AGGAUCAAACAAGGAAAUUGAGAACUAUUUGCACUGGAGCUUUCGAUUUGUCAGCGAAUAGUUCGAGAAUGGCUGGAAGAUUUGGCCUUGUGCAAAAAGAGAAUGGUUCGAGAGUUCCUUUGGAGAGCAUCAAGAUUAAAGUCGACUUGCAGGGUUUUACAGCACACGUGUUGUCAACGAUGAAAUACUCGAACAAGGAGAGCAAUCCCAUUGAGGCAAUUUUUAUUUUUCCUCUGGAUAAACAGGCAGCUGUGUGUGGAUUCCAAGCUACAAUCGAUGGUCGAACCAUCGUGGCAGAGGUACAAGAGAAGCAAGAAGCUCAAGAUACCUAUGACGAUGCCAUUAGUAGCGGUCACAGCGCGUUUCUGCUGGAAGAAAGCUCGGACAUUUUUCAGAUUAGCGUUGGAAACUUACCGCCGGAGAAGGAGGCUGUCGUCGAGCUGCGGUUCGUGACAGAGCUUGCCGUCGAAUCCGAAGGUCGAGUCGUGUUCGUGCUGCCAACAGUGUUAAAUCCCAGGUACACUCCUCAAGACACUGCCCCCAGUCUGAGCGCACAAGUUCCACGAUUAGCCGCCGUUUCAUCGCCAUACGGGUUCGAGUUUGAGAUGAAAGUGAAAGCUAUUUCCUCCAUCAGCGAGGUUACUUCUUCGUCUAACACUUUGAAGGUCGAGAUAAACGAGAGCGAUGCAACGCAAGCCAGUAUAACGCUCGCAGAAGCGCAUACGUUUGACAAAGACGUAGAGGUACACAUUUUGACGAGCGAGCCUUUUAAACCGCAAGCAAUCGUAGAGAGAGGAGUGAAAACAGAAGGAACGGAAGACGAAGAAGGAUUCAUGGCAAGUCCUGUCGUCAUGCUGAAUUUUUUCCCAGAAUUCAAAACCUCAGAGUCGUCGGAAAAGGGCGAAUUUGUGUUUGUGGUUGAUCGCAGUUGGAGCAUGUGGGGAAGUAAGAAUGACAGCGCUCGGGAAACACUCCUUCUAUUCAUUAAGAGUCUGCCGGACGGUUGUUAUUUUAAUGUUGUUGGUUUUGGAAGCAGCUACAAGACACUGUUCGAUAAAAGUGUACUGUACAAUGACGAGAAUUUAAAGAAAGCCACCGAUCUUGCUGGGAGCAUGGAAGCCGAUCUCGGAGGAACCGAAAUCCUUUCCCCUUUGCAGUGGGUGUUUUCUCAGCCCCUGGUUAAAGGUCACCCAAGACAGCUGUUUCUCCUGACCGAUGGUGAGGUUGGAAAUACUCAGCAGGUUAUAAGUUUGGUCCAAAAGCACUCCAACAGCGCCAGGUGUUUUACAUUUGGCAUUGGGGCUUGUGCAUCAACUGCACUCGUCAAAGGAGUUGCCAGAGUGGGGAAGGGGACUGCAGAGUUUGUCACAGCCAGGGAAGACCGGUUGCAGGCCAAGGUAAUAAAGACACUAAAGCGAGCCCGGCAACCUGUCAUCACAGAUGUGAGCAUAAUCUGGAAACUAGAAAAAGACUGGACUGUGCAGCAGAUCCCCUCGUCUCUUCUUCCGCUUUUCAGUGGAGACAGGCUUGUGGUUUAUGGCGUUCUGAAGGCGUCUGAAAACAAAAAAAGCGGUAGCGGAGUGAAUGAAGUGAAACUCGAAGGUAACGCAGAAAAUGAUGCUCAAGUGGAUCAUAUCAUUCAGUUUGCAUCCCCCGCCACAGAAGACAGCUGGGAUAGAGAUGCAAGAACCGAAGGAAGAAUCCUUCUUCAUUGGCUAGCAGCCAAGAAUUCUAUUCAAGAAAAACAAGGUGACGUCAAUGAAUUGGGCGACAGUGGGCCAAGGGUUGAGAAAGCUAAGAGCUAUGUUAUCAGCAUCAGCAAGUCGGCCAAUGUUGUAUCAAAGUUAACGUCGUUUGUGGCUGUUGACAAAGACAGCCGUGAGCCUGUAUCUGGACCGCUUCGAAAACGAGUGGCCAACUUUGCCUCAAUGAUUACGUCUGCGGCUGAUAGGAGACAAGCAACAAGAACGAGAACACAGUCUGCCAACAUUCCGUGGGCAGCCGGAUUUUCAUCUGGAGCUCGUCCACCUCCUCUAAAAAAAAUGAAAUGGCCAAAAAUGACCAAGGCAAGCUACCAUGGUGCUCCUCUCGUUUCCACUCACAACCAGAAGGGUUAUGGGUCAUCCAAUCAAACUGCUACAUGGCCUUUAAUGUUUCAACAGUUAUGCAGAAAGGCUUCUGAAGCUCCUGAAGCUCCUGUUCGUGAAGUUUCUGCCAACAACCAGAAAAAGAAAGGUGCUCGGUCUGCCUUGUCAGUUAUUUCAUUACAGAAAGCGUCAGGGUCGUGGGACCUCACAGAUCAGCUGGCGUCCUUGUGCGAUGUAAGUAGAAGUGAUUUGAUCAAAGGAUGUUCAAAAGAGAUUGCAGCUGACACAGCUGAAGGAAAGCUGAUAUGGGCCACCGCCCUGGCUCUGGUGCUGCUGAUGGGGAAGUACUCUGAUCAGAAAGAUGAAUGGGAAAUGAUCGCUGAGAAAGGCAAAAAAUAUCUGAAAAAGAAUCUCCCGGGGAGUUUAACACUGGAUCAAGUGCUAGAGAGUGCAGCAACCGCAGUGGGAGUUCAGGUCAAUACUGGACUGUAACCAGAUAAAUAAUUACCAGUAUUUUACACCUUUUUCACAAUUACCUUAGUGACAUGAAUUUGAUGUAGAACGCAAAACCUAACUCGCGUCAUUACUUUAGUAGCUAAACGUAGGCUACCCGUUAAUCCAGGUUUGUCGUGGUGCUGACUCAAAUCCCAUCAGAAUAGAAUGAAAGAAAAAAUAGACUAUGUUUGAUCUGGCCGGAUAGGGACGGAAAUUUUCUUGUUAGUAGGCCGAUCAAUUUUGGAUCAGAGGCAAGAUUCCCAGUUAGUUUAUCAUUAGUAUGAUGAUUUACGUAUACCAAUGUUUAGUGCGAACUCGGUGAUUCUGAUGAUUUUUUUUACCAACUUGUUUUCAAAUUAUCUAAAGAAACAAAGAGAAAAAUCGGUACCAUGCUUGUUUCCUGCUCGUUUCCUGCUCGUUUCGUCGUUAAGUAGUGCUUAUUUUCAACCAGCUUAAGGCUAUUUCAUGGCCUGUGCGAGGGAGCCAGUCUGUGGUAACUUGCACAGAAGCGACAUAACGAAAGGGACUAAGAUUACCAAGGGGCCAAGAAACCCACUGGUUUUCUCUCAGUCGUUCAGUCUUUAGUCUCGCACCUUUGACAAAGAAUAAUUCAGCAGGCGUUAUAAUGUAGUGAGAAUACUUUGUCGUGUUUUUGUGAAUUGUGGGAAUUUUUACUCUCGAGUGUCAAAAGAGUUCCGCAAAUAUAUAGCAGUUGGCGUGUAAAGUUAUUUUAACGUAAUGCAUAGGCAAACGAAUUAAGGACGAAAAUUUUCACAAUUUUAAAUCAAAUUAAUUGAGUAGCUCUGUCAUACAUGUUAUACUUGUAGUGUCCCUCUAAAUAAAUAGGAAGUUAACUGGCAUUAAGUCUUGAAAUAAAGAUUGA